Messenger RNA from Carassius carassius (crucian carp), 2850 nucleotides. RefSeq names its product TNF receptor-associated factor 6 (gene traf6). The coding region runs from base 148 to 1779 and encodes 543 amino acids. Gene Ontology annotation, biological process: tumor necrosis factor-mediated signaling pathway; protein K63-linked ubiquitination; interleukin-1-mediated signaling pathway. Gene Ontology annotation, molecular function: zinc ion binding; tumor necrosis factor receptor binding; ubiquitin protein ligase activity. NCBI's taxonomy places the organism in Eukaryota, Metazoa, Chordata, Actinopteri, Cypriniformes, Cyprinidae. The transcript has 7 exons. The record is from RefSeq and is a predicted model, not a curated record. Gene Ontology annotation, cellular component: plasma membrane signaling receptor complex.
UGACGGCGAAUCUCGCGAGGAUUGGGUUGCGAGAGCUGGUCUGGGGUCAGCUCUAGCAGGGGAAUUUGACCCAAUGACGUUGAGCUAAUGCGCUUAAUGUUUAGAUACAGGAAGUUGUAGUAGACAGCGAGGCCGGACUGAGGCAAGAUGGCUUGCAGUGACAUGGAGAAGCUCAGCCUUGAUGUGGAGCCCUACUGUGAUAGUGACCUCUCCGGUUGUGCAGCAGCCAUGGAGAAAGAAAGGGAGUCCUAUCUGAGCCCGACAGAGAGCACCUCCACCAUCAGUGUCUCCGCCAGUAUCCCUCCAGACCAGCAAGGCUAUGACGUGGAGUUUGACCCUCCGCUAGAGAGCAAGUAUGAGUGUCCUAUCUGUCUGAUGGGUCUUCGCUCGGCUGUACAGACUCCAUGUGGACAUCGAUUCUGCAACUCGUGCAUCAAGAAGUCCAUCAGGGACACGGGGCAGAAAUGUCCAGUUGACAAUGAGGUGCUGCUUGAGGAACAGCUCUUUCCUGAUAACUUUGCCAAACGAGAGAUCCUCUCACUUACUGUCCGAUGUCCUAAUGAAGGAUGCAGUGAUAAAAUGGAAUUGCGCCAACUGGAGAAACACUCGUCUCAGUGCAAGUUUGCCACAGUGCAGUGUCCUCAGUGUCUGGAAUCGGUUCGUAAGAGCCAUCUGGAUGAACACAAGAGCGAGCAGUGUUCACAGCGGCGUAUGACCUGCCCUGCCUGUGCAGGGAGCUUCGUGUUUGCUAAUAAACAGAUUCAUGAACAGAUUUGUCCUUUCGCCAAUACAGUGUGUGAAUAUUGCGAAAUGGAGCUUAUUCGGGAUCAGUUGGCCUUGCACUGUGACACAGACUGUCUGAAAGCUCCUGUGGCCUGUACUUUCAGCACUUUUGGUUGUCAUGUAAAGAUGCCAAGAAAUGAACUGGCCCAGCACAUGCAGGAAUUUACACAGAUGCACAUGCGUUGCAUGGCCGAGUUUCUGCGUAGCCAGACUCUCAGUAGCUGCCCAGUGCCCUCAGUUAAUGCCCACUCUUCGUCAGAUGAACGUGGGGCCUCUGCCCGAGCCCCAGACUCUUGCCAGUGUAGACAGGAGCUGAUGAACCUGCGUGAAACGGUCUUGGAGCUGGAGGGCCGACUGGUUCGUCAAGAUCAACAGAUCCGCGAGCUGUGCAUCCACAAUGAGACACAGAAAAACCAGGUCACAGAGCUACGCCGGAAGCUGAGCACACUGGAGGAGGCCACCCGAGAGCUGGAAGCCCAGCAGUAUCAAGGCGUCUACGUAUGGCGCUUGGAGAACUUCUCACUUCACCUGCGCAACCAAGAAGCCGGUCAACCCAUAGUCCUCCACAGCCCACCUUUCUACACGGGCCGGCCGGGGUACAAACUCUGCCUACGACUGCAUCUCCAAACUCCCAGCGCCCCACGCUGUUCCAACUACAUCUCACUUUUCGUGCACACUAUGCAGGGUGAGUUUGACAGCCAGCUCUCCUGGCCCUUGCAGGGGAUGAUCCGACUUGCAGUGUUGGACCAGGUCGAGGGGCAGCAUCACGUGGAAGUGAUGGAGACCAAGCCAGACCUGCAGGCCUUCCAGAGGCCCACUGUGCAACGCAACCCCAAGGGUUUCGGCUACGUCACUUUCCUGCAUCUACAGGCUUUGCGGCAGCGUGGCUUUAUGAAAGACGACGUGCUGUUGGUGCGCUGUGAGGUCACGCCACGAUUCGACGCUAGCCUCAGGAGGGAAGGGGUCCAACCUCGGGGGUCAGAACCUUCACUUUGAGUUCCUACAUCGCUCCUGCAUCCUAAAGUUCUCAUAGACACUUUGCUGAAAUGAAAAUGUGGCGAAACCUGGACUUUCUUUGACUCUUCAUCGUACCCCAGGCUUAGUAAUGAUAGUUUUAUAAAAUUGCAUAACUCGCAUGUCUGUUGAGAAGUGUUUAAUAUACAAAUAUUGUUUCUCAAAAACCUUUUAAUCAGUGCAAUCAAUGGACAACCCUAGAUAUGAUUAGCAUCAGAAAUUCACUGAAUGUCCUGUCAACCAAGCUAAAGAGUGUAAAACUAUAAUGGUGCUGCUUGUGCUAAGUGUUAGCUUUCACAAAUUCUUUUCACAAUACUACAUUCAUCUGCUCAUUUUUGCUGCCUUUUCUGCCUGCUCAACAGUAGGAAAAAAAUAUUUACUUUUCAUUUAUUUGACAAUAUCUGACAAUUUAAAGUAUCAUUAGUACAGAGCAGCAGUGUUUACUGUGAUUAUACUAAAUGUCGUGCAUUGUUCAUUUAACAACUUAAAAAUGUCUUAAGAUGUGGUUACAUUAGCGAAGUUUUGAUUAAAAAUUGUUAAUGAUGCAUGAAGUGCAACUCACAAAGGGUUCCUUUUAAAACCAACUCUUUGUUUGUUAAUGGAGUGAAUCUGCCUGGGGAAGUAUUUCGCCCUCUUAAUAAAACUCCUAGUUAACUGGAUUUUACACAAGAAAAUUUGUCAAACAACAGUGAAUGUGAUCACACCUUAAUGCAGAUGUUUGUCUUGAAAGAAAGAUGUCAGCUGCUCUAAAUUUCUGAAAGGUGCAGUACAUAACAAGCUUAGCCAACAAACAAGACAUUACUUUUUUUAAAUGUUUUACCCAAGUCACCUAACUGCUCAAUAGUGUGUGAAUGUUCAACGUGCCUCAUUGAAAAACUUUGACAAAGUAUGAAUACCUUUUCUUUAAUCAGAUGGACUAAUAUAUGCAAGUUAAUCUGAUAAUUGUAUUGACACUGGAAUUCUGACAACCAUUUUUUCAUAUCAUGUUUUUUACGUCACAAUAUACAGUGCUCAGAUGUGUUGAUGUUUGUCUUUAUAAAUUAUUGAAUGUCA